GUUACUUGCCUGGAUGGACGUGUCCUGGGUUUUACCAUUUAUGAGAUGGACACCUGGCGGAUAUAGGGAAAUAUAGCUGAAACUGCCCUAUGUUUCUGGUGUGUUCAACAAAUGGGACAUCAUAUUUUCAUAACGGCAUAAAAAGUUGACUUAUUCAGAACAGAAAUAUUUUUAUAUGAGGUACUGGUGUCUGUUGGGUGAAGUAUUUGACAGUGUGAACAUGCGAUUAUGUAGAUGGUGUUCAUUACCAACUUGUCAUCUUGUCCUGAAGAUAGAUGCUGAUUGAUAAGAAAAUUUUUAAGAAAAGAUACAUCAAUACAAAUAUACUGGACAUACGUUAUAAAUUGUUAAACAUAAUGAUUUGGGCAUGUAUGGGAAACAGACUAUAAAAUUGUUUGAGGAAUAAUCGUUUAAUCGUCUACUUUUAAAUAUUACUGUUUUCAAUUUUGUUGGGGCAUUCUUGAAAAUUAAAAGGACAUUUUGAAAAAUAAAGAAACCAACUGGUAAAGAUGCCUGGAAAAGUAAAGGGGUUGUACAUGUGGUGUCUGAAAGUAACGUCAGGUUACAAAGGUCUGGAAGUGCGUAAUCUUACAACUUGCUGGAAAAAUGGGCUGGCGUUCUGUGCAAUGCUCAGCAGAUUUCGGCCAGAUCUAAUUGACUACUAUUCCCUGAAUCCGGACGAGGUUUACAAGAACAAUGAUCUAGCAUUUACAAUAGCUGAAAGAGAGUUUGGAAUUAUAAAGAUGUUGGACCCUGAGGAUAUGGUUAGAAUGGAAGCACCGGAUAGACUAAGUGUGGCCACAUAUUUGGCCCAGUAUUAUGACUAUUUUAGAGACAAGCCAAUGUUAGAUCCUCCCGAAGCACCAGAAGGUUAUUUGGAGAGAAUUCAAAACAAGCACAAAACAGUUGAAUGUGAAAAGGCUACAGUUAGCAAUGAUCUUCCAAAUUUUGAGACUGUUUAUGAAAGAGAAACAAUAGAAUCCAGUAACAAAGAUAGCAAAUUACUUGAAGAGGAUGAAAUGUCCAAAGCCGAUGAUGAGUUUGAAGCAUUGUUUAAUGACAAUGUUAAAGUCUUAACUGACACGGAUCCAAAGAACUUUACAGACCUGUUUGAAGAAGAAAUUGAAGACAUAAAGGCCAGUAAAAAAGGUGCAGUGAUGCAAGCAAUAUUGAGUGCAGGUAUUGCUGCUGUAGCAGCAACAGCUGUUGGUGAUGAUUGCAAUAAGGAUUACAAUGAAAGUAUUUCGGAAAAUCUUACAGUGUUAAACGGGUCAAAUUAUGGUGAUCUAAAUGCAAAUCUUUCCAAGGAAAAUGAUUUUAAAAUAGGUACCAAAUCUCUUUUAGAACAGGAAGAUGAUAGUGUAGAAAUAGAUAAAUUUAGAACUGACAGUGGUUUUGGGACUUUUUGUGGUGAAAAUGUGAAUGAAAAUUAUCCUGACUAUCAGAGUGAAAUACAUCAUUUGGAAACUGAGAAAACAGUUGAGGUUCUUAAUGCAGAACUUAAUAAGGUGAAGAUUGAAUCUAUUGAAGUAAAUGUUGUCAAUGAAAAUGUAAAUGAACCAUCAGUAACUGGAUUUACAGAAAGAAAUGAGAAAUUAUCCUCUAGAUCCUCUUCAAGUUCAUCUUCAAGUGAAUCAUCGGACAGUGAAUCAUCAGACAGUGAAUCAGCUCCUAGACCAGUAGACUUUGAGAGUAUGGCAGAUAAAAUAGUCCAAAGUGUAUUUAAGGAUGUUCAAUUUAAUCCUGAACUUAUGGCUGAAAUUCAAAAAGAUAUUCCAGCACUUAUUAAAGAAGUAGAAAUCAGCAUUAAAGCUGAGCAAAAUGAAACACAGAACAUGGUUCCAGACAAUCAAAUUCAGACUGGUUUGAUCUCAUUAGAAAAUAAUAAGUUUGUGGGUCAAGACUUCAAUAUACCUGAUGAUGACACAGAAGAGACACAUUUGACAGAUUCUGUUGACUUAAUUGAAAAGUAUCAGAUAGCAUUAGAAGAAAAAGAAAAGGCUGAGUCUGACAAUGAGUCUUCGUCUUCAAAAUCAAGUACAUCCAGCGAAGAAAGUAGAGCAAAGUCUGGUGAUGGUUCUCCAAGUUUGGAAAUUGAGGAUGCCGUGCUAAAUGAACCUACAGAUUAUGCUAUUGAAGAAGAAUUGGUAGAUGGUAACACUGCAAAUAUACAAAAGAUUUUAGAUGGAACUAAUUUGGUAGAUAUACCUAGUGAACAAGGUCCUGAUGAUGGACAACAGUCUUUACCUGUUGCACAGGUGGAAAUUGGUGUAAACAUUCGGGAGACUUCUGAUGACAUAGAUGACAACCAUACAACAACUAGCACCUCUUCUGAAGAUAAUGUUAAUGUUGUCACCACUUAUGAUGGUAAAAGUCCUAAACAUGCUUUGGAAAGCAAUUUGCACAAAUCAUCAUCUGAAAACUCUGAGCACGAGAAUGAAUCAACAGAACAAGUAAAAAAUGAUGAAACUGAAAUUAAAUUGACUAUCGACCUAACAGAACAUGCCCCAGAAGUAACUGGAUCAGAUAGUAUUUCCAGAAGAAAGAUUUUGUCAUCAUCAUCAUCAUCAGACAGUGAAAAUGAUGAAAGCAAAAUUAGUGGAUAUCCCUAUGUUGAUGAUGAAGGACAUAAACAUUUUAAUUCUGAGAACAAAAGUAAAGAGAAUGACAGCUCAAAAGAAAAUGAAGCAGAAAGUGUCGCCUUCAAAUUUAUUGAAGAGAGAAAACGUUCAUCAUCAUCAACAUCAUCAUCAUCCAACAGUGAAAGUUCAGGCGAAGAUGAUCCCAAUGUUGAUGAAAAUCAUGUGACUAAUGAUGUUAAAGAUUUGGUUAAAGACACUAUUGACUCACCAAAAAAUAUGGACAAUGAAACCACUGGAAGAAUUAAAAUUUCAUCAGACAGCGAAUGUGAAAACGUAUAUGAAAUUCCGAGAGCGGACAAAGAUACUGAGAUUUAUGAUAAUAAAGAUAAAAACAAUGCUUUUGUUUCUACUGAAAUAUAUCUGAAAGAUGAUAUUUCUAAAACUAUAGCUAGUAGAAAGAUUUCUUCAUCAUCUGAAAGUGAUAGCCAUAAUUCAGGCCAUGAAAAUGUUAAGAAAGAAGAAACAUUUGAAAAGAUUCCAGACAAAAUUAUGUCCGAUUCCAAUUUUAAUUCCAAACACUUUGAACAUGGUCAGGCUGAUGAAAAUAAGUAUGAACAAUCUUUAAAUGAUAUAGAUCCUCUGAUCGAUUAUGACGUUUCUUCAAAAAAGAACAUUUCAUCAUUCGCCAGUGAAAGUGAUAUUGACUAUACAACUAACCUUCAUUAUAAAACUCCUACAUUGUACAAGCUGCAAUCAUUAAGCUCAGCCAGUUCUGUAGAGCAGCAAGAAAAAGGGCCGACCUUUAAAGCAGAAACCAGCUCCUCAUCAUCUGAAGAUGAAGAAGCACCUGCUUUGCCUUCUGCUGGACCACCUGAGCUCAUUAAGGUCAAGAUAAUUUCUUCAGAUAGCGAGAGUGAUACAACUGAUUCAAGUCAUGAACCUGAAGAAGGCACUGGAAAAGAGGUUGAUAUUUUAAUACCCAGUUGUGAUAAUGAAACUAAUGACAAAGCAGAGACAACCUGUGUUACCAUUAAUCUGAUUGAUAGAAUUGCAGGAGCUCAGAAAGAAGAUACAAUUCCAGACAUAUCUUGUUCGUUACAAGCUCAAGAAGCAUUAACUUCAUCGUCUCCAGCCUUUUCUGAUCACCAAGUUACUUUAGAAGCAUCUGGCAAUCUGGCACAUGAAAGUGCUUCCAUGACCUUGGUUGCUGAUAAAACCCAUGAGGAAACAUAUUCCAGUUUGAUUCUCCUUACCCCAUAUGACAAAGAGACUUCAUCAUCAUCAUCAUCUGACUCAGAAGACAAUAAGAUUAGUAAUUUGAAAUCCCCAAUUAAAGACGAGACAACUUCAAGGUUGACAAAUAUUGAAGAUACUGCAGUUUCUUUUGAUCCAAUUUCUAGUGAAAUCAUUGAUUCUCAACAUAUGAACUUGAAACUAAAUUUUGACAUUGUUGAUGAUCAUAACAGAACAGAGUCAAAAUCAGUUGAUAUGAUAAUAAAGGCCUCAAAUGAAGAACAAAGUGUCAAAUUGAAAUCGGACACAUCAUCAUCUUCCUCUUCAACAUCAGAGUCUGAAUCUUCUGAAUCAGACUCUGAGUCAAAAUACUUGAAUUCUCAUAGCAGAGUAUUAGAUGAAAAAGAACCAGAAUAUGAGAAAUUAAGACAUCAGGGUAUGGCUGGUGAUUUAGCCAAUGUCAGUGAUGAGAUCAAUACAAAGUGUCCUGAAAAAUAUUCUGAACUGGAUGAGAUAUUAGCUCCUCUGCAGUCUGCCACAAAAGAGUUAAAGGUUGAUAUUAUCAGCAAUGUUGAUAUGGAGAAUACGUAUGUUUCAGAAUUUAGUUUGCCUUCAAUCCAAACUCAAAUUUCACCAAAAGGACAUGAUGAGGUUGACCAAAUCGUAUCCAAACCAGCUGUGACAGCUGAUAUACGAAUUGAUUGGUCAAACAAGGCAAGAGAAAUAUCUCUAGAGGAGCCAGUAAAACAGCCUGGGCCAUUUGCCAAUGUAGACAAAGAUGUUAUGAAGAAAGCAGCUAUCAUGUCCCGAAAGAUGGCAGAAUCUGUGACAGCCAAGCUUGAAGAUCAGAACAGAGAAGCGGACAUUGAAAAAUAUAAAGAUGAUGAAGAACAAAUGGUAACACCACCAUCUACCCCAUCUGAAUCUGAUAAAGAAAAAGCAAGGGCAAAAAGAAUGGCUAUAUUUAAGCAACUUCAAUAUUCAACAAGACCGACUAAGAAGAAAAUUGAAGAUAUUGAUGAGCCAAGUGAGUCAAGUUCAGGCUGUGAGUCGCCAACAGAUUUUAAGAAGACAAUGUUCUUGUGGAACAGAAAAUCAAGUACAAAUGUUAAACCAGAUCAAUCAUUAAUUGCCAAUAAAUCUAGAAAGAUUUCUUCCCCAUUUCUUUCAGGGAAACCAGUCUCGCCAACUGGUGAACAUAUGAGAAAGCUUCAUAGCUCUCUUCCGAAGGAUUCAACUCCUGGAUCUGUUGCAGAUUACAUAAGAAGACUAUCGCAGUCUUCCUCUGCUGAUGAAAACUUACUCACUUCACCUGUUGAUGAAAUCAAACCAGCCAAAACUUAUCAUGUCAAAACUGAACCCAUUCAUCUAACUGUAGAAACAAAAGUUUAUCCUCGAAACCAGCAGAAUUUGAAUAAAACCCCAUUUACCGGUUCUGUUUCAUUGCCUAAAUCAGGACACAUUAAAAAGAAUGAAGCAGAUGUUAAACCAUCAUCGAUAUUUGCUGGUCAGUCCAUUUCAAGAAGAAAUUCCCAGAAUCAGAAACCACCAUUGGAAAAGAUUGGUGUUAGACCAAUGUCUAUUGACCUUAAAAAUGUGACAAACAUAACCAGUGAUGACUCAAAACCAACAAAUAAUGUUGUAAGAAGGAGUCCGAGAUCUGUUUUGAAACAAGGCAAACUAAAUGUUGAAGUAAAACCAUUAGAAGCAAAGCCACUUGUGGAAACAGGUAAAAGCAAUGAUGAUGAGAAUUGUCCAAUAGAUAUAAAAAGAAGUGACUCAUUGAAAGAUAAAGUUAAGGUUGAAGUAAUAGCUCUAGACAAACGCUUGAGCCAGUCAGACGAGGAAAGGCAAGAGGAAGAAAACAAAACCGAACUUAAGAGAAAAGAAUCUCUUAAGACAAAAAGAGAAGAUUCACCAAGAAGGUCCCUAUUACUUUCAUCACCAACUACACCCGAAGCCACUAUUAAGGAUGGAGAUAGAGUGAGAAAUAUAUGGCAGUCAACAUGUACAAAACCACCAUCUCCUAAAAUUAAGCGGAAAGAUUCUUUUGAAGUUAAGGUCAGAUCUGCCUCAUUGCGUAAAAGCAGAGAAGAAAAGGAAAUAGAGAAAGAGAAAAGAAAUAGCACAAGAUCAGCCUCUCCAGCUUCUAGAUCUUCAACACCAACAAAAGACUUACCAAAGGUCAACAUCACUGUUAAGCCUGUUUCAGCACAAAGUUCUCAAGAUGAGAACGCACUUGAAUCUCCCAGAGAACCAAAGGAAAUAGUUGUUGUGGAAGGGAAACCACCACUUCCAAAAGAUGAUAAGAGAGUAGUUGAAAGAAGGCCUUCGAAUAGAAGGUCCAUUUUGGCAGUAGUAAACCAAAUGGCUGGAUCAAAAUUAAAAGAUAAAGAUGAUGUAGAAGCACAACUAACAUCUAAGAAGGUAAAUGAUGAUCAAAUCACGGCAAUUCCACUAAAUGAGCAUAAACAAAGUGCCUCUACAAGCACUGAAAACUCGUGUGUUAGUGACACAUUAAGUGACAUGUCAGUUAAAAAACAAAUGUCAUUAGACAGUGUUUCACCAGAAAACCCUGUCAAAUCUUCUUACAAACAUGAACAAGAGGAAGCUAUAAAGAAAUGCAAUUCCAUCUUUGGUUUGGUUAAAUCUCAUAUAAAAGCAUCUUCAAAAGGUACCAAUGUGGUUCCUGAAAAAGUUGUAUUAUCUAGUAAUUCUGUUGGUGGGUCAGAAAGAAAGGAACUAAACGCUGAUAGCAAGGAGAGUUCAGAAAGUGAUAGAAAUAGUUCUGAUUCUUCAUCCUCUUCCUGUAAAAAGACAAAAAAGACAGGAAUAAAAAGAAGUCUACCCACAAUAAAUGCAGAAGUUGGAAGAAGUGGGCAUGUGUCAGAUCAUGACACAUUUAAAGAUAAUGAGGCUGUUACAGGUAGUACAAAUCAGAGUGGUACUUCCUUCCCCUCAUUGCAUUCAUCAGUUGAAAUACAUAAGACUUCCCUAAAGGAUGAUUUAGAAGGUAUAAUAAAAGAUCUUGAACAAGAUAUGAAGAGUGACAGUGAACAUUUCCAUCAGGAAACAAGCAUGAAAUUAAUAAAUAACAAGAAAGCAAGACAAUCAGAUACAACAGAUUCAGAUGAAAAACAGUCAACUGAAGAUCAAAAGAAGUCCAAAAAAAAGAAAAGAAGGAAGAAUAAGAAAAAGAAGACUCCAGAAAGUAGUUCAUCUAGUAGUUCAUCAGAAUCUAGUAUGCAUUCAGACUCUGACCGUGGUGAUGAUGGAAACACAAAGUCUAAAUCUAGCGAUACUUCAUCAAAUGAUGCUGCACCAGAUGUUUCAAAAGAUGGAAGUAGCAAUCAUCAAGAUAUGCCAGAAAGAAAAAUUUCUGACAGCAGUGAUAGAUCAUCUAAAUCAUGUAGACCUUAUCCUGUUGAUUCAGGUGUAAAGGAUGACGUGCACUUUAUUAUUGUACCUGAAACUGCAGAAACAGUAAAAGUUCCUAAAGGCAGCACGGAAAUUAUGAGUAGCCAAGCCAUUGAAAUCCCUCAAAAAGAAUUAAUUUUUUCAGUCGCUGACAUUAUUCCUCAAGUAACAGACAAAGAGACAGCCUAUCUUGCUGAUCAAGAAAGUGAUUCAAGUGAUGAUGAUGUAGCUGAUUAUGACAAGGAUGUUAAAUUAACAACAAAGGGCAAAGUGAAAGCUUCUAAAUCGUCUUCAGAAUCAAGUUUAAGUGAGAUAGAAUAUCCCAGUAGUGAUAAUGGACGUUAUGUUGAUAGUGUGGCACCAAAAGACAGCCAUGAUGCUCAUGUUGCUCAUGAGGAUUUUGAAGAUGAAGUGCCCAUUACGUAUAAACCAGAAGAUGAAGAUUUUGAGGCUAAUCAUGAACCUGCUGAAAUAGUUGUGUGUGUGCCGUUUCCAGUGAUCCAUCCUGAGCCAGCUUCAGGCAGGUCAAGAACAUCUUCAAGUUCUUCAAACCAUUCAGAUCUAAUGGGGUGUUUUGAAAUACCUCCUUCAGACAUUAACUUUACCGAUGAUAACACUUUGGAGGCUUCAAGUAGUGACAAGCAAGAAUCUCCUGUAGGAAUUCAUUUUAGUGUUGAGCCAUUGUGGUCGAGAAACGAAGACAACCAAGAGUCUUCAAGUGAUAGUGAAAGUGAGACACACAGUGAAAAAAGUAUAACUUUGCAUGAAAAUGAAUUGAAUGUCAAUGAAGAGAAAAAACUGUCAGUGUGUGAAAGAGCAUCAUCAAGUGGCACUGAAAAUGAUGAUGAUGAUGAUGAUUAUGUUUGUGUAAAAUCACAACCAAAAGAAAAUAAUGAGCAUUCUUUUUCGAACAAUAUAACUGAAACAGUAGGUGAUUGUUUGGUGCCAAAUAUGCACCCUUUUAAUGAACUUAAAGGAGCUGAUAUGCGGAUAUCAGAUGACAAUAAUGAUAAUCAAGAUAUGGAGUAUGACUAUAUUGAUGUCAAAGAUACUAAUUAUGUUAAUGUUGAUGUGGAAGAUACUGAGGGUGAUAAUGUUGACAUUCAAGACACAGAAUAUGACAAUGUUGAUGUCAAAGAUACUGAGGAUGACAAUAUUGAAUCUCAGUAUAGUGAGGAGGAUGAACUGUUGAAGUCAGUGAUAGAGGAUUCACAUCCAUUUAAAGCACCCUUGCUAGAAACAUUUAUUAAGACAUCUUUUGAAGAGGACAUGGAUAGUGACAAAACUGACACUGAUGAUGUUUUGGAAGAUGAAACAAAUGCUGAAGCAGUUGUCAUAAGGGAAUUAGAGAGUGCAAUUCAUCAUGGUAAGGGCAGGACAAGUUCUGUCAGUUCUUCCAGUAGUAGCAGUUCGGACUCUUCCAAAGGAGACAAUAAGACUGGAAAAUCUGGUACAACAGAUUCAGAAGAUGAUUUAUACAGUGAUUCAAAGAGAGAUGUCAGCUGUGAUUCAAAAAUGUAUAUCCUCCCAGAGUGUACCAUGAUUACAUGUGAGGAUGUCACUCAGAAAGAUCUGGACAUCAUGUUCAAAGAUUUAGAUUAUGCUAACCAAUUGAAUUCAAAAAUGCACCCAGUAGGUGUAGACAUAUUUGUACAUCCGGGCACACCCGACGUUUCUGUAUACUACAAUGUGUCUCCAGAUCAUAAUGAAGGAGAGAUAGAUGACUUCAAUGACAUAUAUGAAACUAUUGAUCCUCACCUGGAAGAAGUUGAUUUCAACAAAGGUGAAAUCACUUUAGAAGGCAUUGAGUUGAAGCCAAUUGUUGGCCAGGAAUUGGAGCAACCAAGUGUUCCUGAAAUUCCUAUUGAAAGUGAUGAUGAGUUAUUACAAAACAUCAUUCUGGAAAAUGAAAUGAAUUUGAAAAAUAUCGUCAGAAGAAAAUCCAGCACGUCUUCAUCAAGUUCUGAAAAGUCGAGUCAUGAAGAUAUGCCUUCUACAACAAGCCCUGUAGACAUCGGUAAAGAUAUUCCAGAUGUUUCAAUACCUGUUGAGCAAUUACAACGGUCAAGAAAUAUUACUGAGUCAAGCAGUUCCAGUAGUUCUAAAUCAGAUAAAGAGUUUAAGGAUGCUCUUGAAAUCCAGGAUGAUAUGAAUCCGGACAAUGUUUAUGAUGAUAUUGCUUUGGUAACAGAUGUCUAUGUCAGAAAGCCUUUGCAUUUGUAUGAGAAUGUGAUCCUUUUUGACAGAGAUGACUCUAGAAUUCCUUCAUUAGUGUUAGAGGAUGAGGUACACAAAUCCAUUACGGAAUUGUCAGGCAAACUAGAUGAUAUAAGUACGGCAAGAAAGCUUUCGUUGUCGUCUUUAUCAAGUGAUAGUGGUAGUGAUUUGAAAUCUUCAGAAACUGUAAUUGAGCCCAUAAAGGCAAUAAAAGCUUCUAGAAAGUCUAGAAAGGCCUCUAGUGCAAUGACAAGUCAAAGUUCUAGUACUUCCAGUAAUGAUGAAGCUGAAAGCACAAAGUCCAAAGAACAAAAACAGCAAAAAAAGAUGAGGAAAGGCAAGAGGCGCAAAAGCAGUUCCAUUGAUAAUUCAGUACAGGAUGAUAAAAUAAAACCAUCUGGCAGUGCAGAUGAGAGAGAACAACCUGAACAAAAGUUUGAUACUUUUGAAAGAAUUGGAGGCAGGCCAAUGGCAGAGGAACAGAAAAGUAGAUCUGGCAGUGCCAGUUCAAGUAGUUCCAGCUGUGAAACUGAUUCAGAUAAUAACCAUGAGGAUGGUAAUAUGGAUAAAGGGUUUCUGAUUGGUCGAGAGAAAGACCCGAGCAAGAGUGAGGUUGCUCGGCUCAUCCAGCAGUCGUUGGAGCUCGAUCGACGCAGGGAGGAGCUGAAACGUCAGGAGCAUGAACGGCUACAGGCCCUGCAUGAUGGUUUCAUGGUACCUCGAGACGAGGUUUUGGAGCAUGAGCACCUUCAGAAGCUGCACUCCACUGGAAGUGUAUCAAGCAAGGAGGAUAACAAUGUGCAGGACCUGGAUGCCUCCAGCCAAGAAGAAGAAGAAAUGGAGGAGGCAGAGGAGGAAGAAGGCAAGCAGGAGGAGGAGGAAAUGGAGCACACGGAGGAAAUCUCUGAAGAGCUGCAGGCAGGGGAGGCAACUCCAUUAUCAAUGCCGUCUGGAGUUGACAGUGAGCCGUCACCGGACAGUUCCCCAGAGGAGGCUACUGGCAAAGCUGUGGUGGAUGUGUUUGACCUGCAGGACAGCUCGCCUGACAGCGGCCCAGAAAUGGAGCCCCAGGCACUCUUUGUGAAGCUGAAAGAGGCCCAGUUAAGAAACUCUGUACUGGAGGCAGAGCUGACCAAACUGAAGGGCCGUCUGUUGCUGCUGGAGAACACGGAGUCACAACGGCGGCAGGAGGAGCGGCGCAGCGACGACAUGGCCGCCAGACUGCGCGAAGUGGAGAAGGCACUGAACAGUGCCAGAAAAGAGAUUAAUCACUAUCAGGACCUGAUGGAGGGGUCCCAAGGCCAGUAUAUAGCCCUGGAGAAGAAGAUGCAAGGGGACCUCACUGCACUGGAGAAGAAAUACCACAAGGCCAAGAAACUCAUCAAAGAGUACCAGCAAAGGGAGAAGGAUUUCCUGGCCGAGCGGGAGGCUCUCAUACAGCAGCAGAAUGAGAAGAACCAGCAGUAUGACGCCCUGGUCAAGUCAUUGAAAGAUCGGAUAUUCCAGCUGGAGAGUGAGUUACGGGAGGCGCAGCAGGCGGCUGGUUUGCCAGUGCUCCUGCCACACAGACAGGAAGUGACGGUUGUCACGGAGACCAGCCCACCUGUGAGGUCCCUACCCCCACCUGUCAGAGACUCAGGCAUGCGGCCAGUUCAAGACAAGGACUCUAUAUCCUCAGAGAGUGAGAUGUCGUCCCUGUCAGAACCACCCACACCAGCUGUGGAAGACACUGUGACUGUAGACCCUGCCUCCAUGUUUAAUUCGAUGCCACCCACCAAGCUGCUGGACACGUCUGUCAGUAAGGCCAAGGCACAGCUAGCUGCCAACUCUCCCAGACGACCUCCCACCAAACAGAGGUCAAAGUCACAAGACAGUGAAGAGUUGAUUGAGGCAGCCAUCCAGAGCAAGGCAGAGAGUGGGCUGGAGACGUGGAGCAAACAUGACAGGACUGCUGAAUAUAUUUUGAACUUGAAUUCCGACAACACUGUGAAAAAAAGUGAUCCAUCCCUUGAUAUUUCAAAACCUGCCCCAUCUGACCAUGCACCCACAUCUAUAAGCUCUGACCAAGAUGCUUUUAGUGCUGGUUAUGACAAUGUCCAGGCUCCUCCCACCUCUAACACAGUCCCCGCCCCUCCCCCACCACCCGUGGAACCGACUGAUCCCAAUGGUCUGUCUGAUGACUGGGACACGCCCAGAGACAGAUUAAACAGCGGCUCAGAGUCGUCCUCGACGAUAUCACAGCGCUCAUAUGAUCCCUCACAACCAAACUUUCGCAACAAAAAUUCCGAGAUUCCCGGGUUGGAUUCUGUUUCUACGGAUACAAGCGGCACCGUGGAAACAACUGGGUCUGAAUCUUCAGCCAAAAAAUCUAAAGGGCUUUUACCAAAACUGCCUUUCAAAUUUGGUAGCAGCGAUCGUGACAAAGGAGGUGGCAUUACACUUAUUUCUGCCAGGGGAAUUAACUCUGAUGAUGUCCCCUCAAGCGAAGGGGGCAUAACUCUUAUUUCCAAACGCAAACUUGAUACAGGACUAGAUUUUGAUGCAUCCGCUCCAAGACCAAAAAUCGGUGCUAGUAUCAACAGUGACUCCUCAUCGGGCUACAUGGUAGGCGAGACGGAGUCGGCCAGAUCAUACCAGUUCUCAGGGAUCCCCGGUAACGAGGACUCAGUGUCCCAGUCUGGCGGCCUGAACCAGUUCGGUGCGGGUCAGAUCAAUGACUGGACAGUGGAGAAUGUAAAACACUGGCUAAUAGGCAUCGAGAUGGAACGCUUCACUGAGAUUUUUACAGAGAGGGGAAUCAACGGGGCCCAACUUGCUACCUUGGACGCAAACAAGUUGAAGGCUAUGGGGGUCACGAGUGCUAAAGACAGAGAUUACCUCAAGAAGAGGCUCAAAGAACUGAGAACGGUCCUUGAAAAGGAGAAAAAACAGCAAGAAAAAGAAAGGAAGCAAAUGGAAAAAAUGGCAAAAACAAGAGAAAAAGAGCAAAAGAAACAAUCCAAAAAAAAGUAGGAAGCAAGCAAAAGGAAAAUAGAACAAAAUAGAGUCUGUUAAAAAUGUCUAACUUAUGUAUACAGAGGUUGUCAUGCAAUUUUAUAAUGAAAUAAUUAUUUUUGUACUACUUAAUUUGUACCAAUAUUUUUGUAUGUACAUCUCAUGUUUUGUAUGUUACAGUGCUAUUGUUUUUGACCCAUAUUUAUCUUGUAUAAUUAUUUUAUUCUAGAACAAUUAUUGGCCAUUAUUACGUAUUUUAAAUGUUAUUUCUUAGAAUUGUGGUUAGUAUACAUAUAGAAUCAUUAUUGGACAUGUUUUGUAAUAGUGUAAAAAAUUGUAUAAAUAUCUGUGAUUUUCAAAGUAGAGAAUGUAAGAAAUUGAUGUGUACAUUUUUUGACAAUAUAAUUUAUGUCAUUUUGUGAACAUUUUUUUAGUUGAAAUGAUUCAUCACUUUAAUAUUCAUGAAUGAUAAUUAUAGCAAUUGAUUGUCAUUGAUUAUUAGUUAUAAAAUACAGAUUUUAUCAAUAUUGAAAAGAAAGAAAUAUUUGAAAGUUUAUUUUACGAGUCAAAAUAGUAAUUCCUCUAUACACUGCUUGCAGUCCAUACGUGUUGAGAAACGUUUUGACAUUUGAAAUGUUUAAUCUUCUUUAUUGCCGAGAGAAAUUAAAUACAAAAAAUCCCAAAUGCAAAACAAGUUGUUCUGUUUACUGAAUCAAUCACAGUCAACUGAAGUUGUUCUGUUAUAAAACAAUGACUCUAAAUUGAAAUUGUUCAGUUUACACAAUGAAUUCAAGUCACUGAAGUUAUUCUGUUUACAAAAUCAAUUACAGACAGUUAAGUUAUUCUGUUUACAUAAUUAAUUACAGACAAUGAAGGUAUUCUGUUCACAAAAUCAAUUACAGUCAAAUGAAGUUAUUCUGUUUACACAAUCAACUACAGACAAGUGAAGCUAUUCUGUUUACAAAAUGAAUUAUAGUCAAUUGAAGGACAUCUCUUGUAAGACUUAUUACGCAGUCAAAAUCGUACUGAAUUGAUCCAAUUGUUUCCGAAAUUGUUGAAAACUAAAUCUUUCUGAUGCAAUAUGACCAACCCUGUGAUUUUCGAUAAUAAACAAAUAUUGCUAGAAAAUAUUUGGAAAAAAAAAUCCUGUUAGCAAAAGCAUGGCUGAAAGACCUAAUUGAAAAGCUACCGAACAAUGUUAAGUGGUGGUGCGUUAUAACUGUUUCCUAUUGUAGGUUGUAGGCAUUAACCUUCUUUCAUGCAGGGCCCGGCUCAUGAUGCAUAAAAAUACAGGACCUGGACUGGACAUUCUUUCGCAAGUUCUUUUUCCUGGCUGGAAUAUUUGUGUGUUUUCGUUAACAAUUUAAUCAUUGCCUGGACAGGAAACAUUACUUGAAAUGACUUGAAAAGAGUUCAUUGUUUUACUUAUGAUGAAUUUAUAUUUUUGUCGCUUUAAAUUUGUACCAAUAUUUCUAAUAUAAAUAUUUAUAUACACAUUGAUUUAGACCAUUAAGAUGAUUUUAUGUUUACAUUUUUCAGAAUAUUUUGAGAAAGUUUUUAUAAAUAACAGAAAUUAAAUUUGAUUUUCUGAAUCUAAUUUCAAGUAAUGUUUGUACAACUUUGGACACUUGCAAGGUGUCCUCACUUCUGACGUGUCCAUCUACAAAUAUUCCUCUGCUUGGGAAGUGAGACAUGAUUAAGGCCACAUGCUUCAGUGAAGUUGAAAAGCAUUGUGGUCAUGUUUGUUACAGAGUUGAUGUGAUAUAUUGACACAAAGUAUGAAAUGUGCUUUGAAGACUUUUCUCAGAGAAUGCUUAAUGAAGGCAUUCAAAAUUGUUAAAUAACUCAUUUCCAAGGAAAUUUUUGCCUAGAUAGGUCUUGCAUAUAAAAUAAAGUCACUAGUUGUUUAUACCGGUACAUGUUUGUACAUGUAUACCCCUAGUAUGCUUUGCACAAAACUGCAUUUCAAUUCUUUGGAAGUUUCACUUCAACAGUAACAUUAGUGCAUGUUAACCCAAAAUGGUUACAAAUAUCAGUUUUGUGCGUCAGUCGCACACUAAACCCAUUAUCUGUGUUGUUCAGAUGUUGAGGUUAUUGAUGUUCGUCCAACAGUUAUUACCCUGACUAAGGAAGCAGUGUUCAGAAUUUGAACCCAGCAGGGUUGGUUCCAUUCUUUCUCAUAUGAAGAUUGGUUAUUUUCAUUUUAUUAUGAAUUUGAUAAGAGACUAUUUGUUAUAUGGUCUUGUCCAUUUUAUGUCCGAUGGUAUCCGGCGGGCCGGUUUGUUUACUGGUGUAAGAUGAUGCAUUUAAUAGAUCAUUUGAUUUUGGUCAAAUUUUAAGAACAUAGCCAGUGAGCGCAGAAGAUAUUUGUUUCAGCUUUAUUUUGCAAUUCUUGUCAUUACAUUUUAAUUGAGUUAAUAAGUUAAUAUCAAAUCCAUAAAUCAGAUUUUUAAACUAAUGUUGUUUUUUAACAGACUAGGGUUUAUUUCUUCUUGAACAUUUUAGCUUUUGAUGUGGUAUGAAAAAUAUACUGCAUAUAAAAUUGUACUAAAAGAGAUGUCCUUUGGU
This is a messenger RNA of Dreissena polymorpha, 15011 nucleotides long. Its product is annotated as neurabin-1-like. Bases 510 to 12461 code for a protein of 3983 amino acids. Gene Ontology annotation, biological process: actin filament organization; calcium-mediated signaling; neuron projection development. The record is from RefSeq and is a predicted model, not a curated record. Lineage: Eukaryota; Metazoa; Mollusca; Bivalvia; Myida; Dreissenidae. Gene Ontology annotation, molecular function: actin filament binding. The transcript has 21 exons. Gene Ontology annotation, cellular component: dendrite; actin cytoskeleton; cytoplasm.